UCGUCGAGAACAGAUCGUUUUUGGUGUCGAUUGUAAUCGCGAUUUGUGAUGUCUAGACAAACAUAAAACAAUAUAUAACAAUUGCGGAAACCGAUUUGAAUGUUGAUUUUCGCGUACCUAAGUGAAUUAGAAUUGCACGCCCAAAAUCGGGGGUUCAUUGUACGAAAAUCGCCGUAGCUCUUGACUUCAUAUUUGAACUAAUUUAUUGUGUUUGCCAUGGUGUUGCCGGCCGCCUCGACAUUAUGCAAUGUAUUUGCAUUUCUGCUGGCUGGUUCCCCCAUCUUCUACAGCGCCGCCCCGCGUGGAUCCUGCUCCACCUGCUGUGCGAUUAAAGAACGCGAGGACAUAAAGUUCAUGCUGUACACCAGCCGGAACCGCAACGCCGCCCAACUGCUCCACCUGAGCGACGAUGCCCGGCUGGCGCAGAGCAAUUUCAAUUUCAAUUACCCGCUGGCCAUCUAUCUGCACGGUUUUUCGGAGUCGGCCACCGGCGAACGGCAGAGCAGCCAGGAGCUGAAGGACGCCUUCCUCAGGCGGGGCAAGUACAAUGUCAUCCUCAUCGACUGGAGUGCGAUGACAGCGGUGCCCUGGUACUCGAAUGCCGUGGAGAAUCUGCCGGUGACGGCCCGCUAUUUGGCCAGGUUCCUGCGAUUCCUGGUGGACAAGGGCUAUCCGGCCAAGUACAUCCACCUGAUUGGCUUCAGCCUGGGCGCCGAGGUGGCCGGGUUCGCGGGCAAGCAGCUGCAGGAGUGGGGCAUCAAGCUGGCCAGGAUAACGGCCCUCGAUCCGGCCCUGCCCCUUUUCGAGGGCAACAGCUCCAACCGCCGCCUGAGUCCCAGCGAUGCCAGGUUCGUGGACGUCAUCCACACGGAUGGGGGCCUCCUGGGCAACCCGGCGGCCAUGGGCCACGCGGACUUCUACCCAAAUGGAGGACGACCCCUGCAACCGGGCUGUGCCAGGCAGAACAUUGCCAAUAACUGGCUGGGGAUAAUUGUUGGCUGCAGUCACCAGCGAGCCUGGGAGUAUUUCGUGGAGAGUGUGGGCCAGCCCCGGGGAUUCCCCGCCCAGCGAUGCGAGCCCUCCGAAAUGUUCGGCAUCUGCCGGGAGCCAGGAAGCGGCCCCGCCCACAUGGGGAUGGGGGCGGAUCCCAGGAUUCGUGGCAACUUCUUUCUGGAUACGAACGAAGCCAAGCCCUUCGGAAGGAGCAGUCGGCCGAGGGCGAUUGUUUCGCUGGCUCCUCGGCUGCCCAUUGCCUACAAAUUGCCACCUAAUGCCACCAGGCAGCCAUCUGUCAGUCGGUGGGUCCUGGGCCAGCAGCAGCAGGAGCAAGAGCAAGAGCAGGUCGAAGACGAGGACAACAACGCGCUAAGCAACAACAUUGACAGGUUCCCACUGACGUGAUGGCAUUUGCACAGUUUUCGAAGGAUGAGGGGUUGCGGGGAUGCGGGGCGAUUACCCAUUCCCUAGAGAGUCCUCCAGCAUCGGAUGAGAUUUA
Molecule: messenger RNA, 1495 nt
Organism: Drosophila rhopaloa
Lineage: Eukaryota; Metazoa; Arthropoda; Insecta; Diptera; Drosophilidae
Product: pancreatic lipase-related protein 2
Exons: 6
Coding region: 217-1401 (394 amino acids)
Biological process (GO): lipid metabolic process
Molecular function (GO): lipase activity
Source: RefSeq, a predicted model, not a curated record